This is a messenger RNA of Lodderomyces orthopsilosis Co 90-125, 4791 nucleotides long. RefSeq lists its product as uncharacterized. The record is from RefSeq and is a predicted model, not a curated record. The transcript has a single exon. Gene Ontology annotation, molecular function: bilirubin transmembrane transporter activity; ATP hydrolysis activity; ATP binding. Gene Ontology annotation, biological process: transmembrane transport. NCBI's taxonomy places the organism in Eukaryota, Fungi, Ascomycota, Pichiomycetes, Serinales, Debaryomycetaceae. The coding region runs from base 1 to 4791 and encodes 1596 amino acids. Gene Ontology annotation, cellular component: membrane.
AUGACUUUGCUACCAUGGGGCAUCAGAUCUACUGCAGAAGCUCAAUUUUCUAGCCUUGAAUUAUUUGUCCUUAAUCCUCUUGCAUUAAUACACAACUUUAGAGACCCAUUUGCUUUCACAAAAGUCAAUAUUAACGAAAGCCUUGCUAAUGAGUUGGCUAUUCCGCCUCCAUUGUAUUCACAACACGGAAAUGCAUUGAAUCCCCCAUUUUUGAAUUUCAUUGGAAAGAGCUUGUCUCUUGUUUUUGCAAUCUUUAUCGGAAUACAAAUUAUACAGCUUUUGGGAUCCAAAACUUUUGCAAGCAGGCAAUCAGUUGGAGUCUCGUGGUCGCAGUUUGUGCGAGUCUUCUCAGCAAUAGCCCAAGUCGUCUUGUUGACCACACUUUACUCCGUGGUUAGAAAUGAUUUCAUCAUUUAUGACAUUGUAACAACAUCAUUAGCUGUUGUACUACAUUUCUUGGAGUACAAAAAGUCGACGGUGGCGGUGUCUUCACUACUUUUCUACUGGUUGGUCAAUUCAUUGUUUUUAAUUGUGGUUGUGGUGCAGGAUUCUUUUUCGGCACACAAUAUACUUCUGACCGAUUCUUUGAGCUAUGCCUUAGAAGUUGCUAUACUUGCAACGUCAAUUUUGAUACUAAUCCUAGAAGCAGGCCUCUAUACGCCAGGAUUUCAAGUGGAAGAGCAUGACAACAAUGCCUCCAUUUUCUCACUGCUUUCAUUCGGCUUUAUACAGCCAAUCAUCGAUAAAGUGUAUCAAACAGAUGACAUCAAACUUUCAGAGCUCCCCGAAGUGGCAGACAAGCUCAGAUGCGAUGAAGUUACUCCAAUAUUAAAGCACUAUUGGAAUUAUGAGCAAUCUCUCAAAUCUCAUUUUCUUAGCAAACUUUGGUCAAGGAUCAGGAGACAAAAAUAUGCGAAUUCACCGGUUUUGUUUGGAGCAGUGUUUAAAGCAUACUAUGGCUACUUACUCAUCAAUCUUUUUUUAGCAUUUGUUGAGACUGUUUUGCAAUUUUCGCAACCAUUUGCUUUGAUGAAAUUCCUUGGCUUCUUUGAUGUAUAUCUUUAUAGCGUCGAAGAGGAUAAGCCACCAAUUAUUGUUGGAUAUUAUUGGGCCGGAGUUAUGUUUCUCAUUGCAGUGGGAAAUUUCAUCACUUAUAAUCAAAUGAUCAUCUUACAGAACAAAUUGGCAUUCAGUAUUAGAAGUUCACUAACAACUUUGGUGUAUCAAAAGGCAUUGAAUUUUUCUCCAGCAUCGAGACAAAAGAAACCAACUGGUGAUAUUAUCAAUAACAUCUCAGUUGAUAUUGGACAAAUAAAUGGAUUAUUUUUAAUGUUAGGUGACUAUGCUGCGGCACCAAUCAAGUUGAUUGUAUGUCUCAUUGCAUUAUACAAAUUCUUUAAGGCUGCGUCAUUCUUUGGGUUAGGUGCGGCGUUGUUAUCUGUUCCUCUAGUUACGUUGGUCAAUGCAACUGUAAUUACCAGCUAUAAACGAAUGAUGAAAGACAAGGAUGAUAGAACUACCUUGAUCACCGAGAUUAUUAAUCUGGCCAAAAGCAUCAAGUUGUAUUCGUGGGAAAAUCCAAUGUUGCAAAGGUUGAGUCAUAUCAGGAACAAUAGAGAAUUACAAAACCUCAAACUGAUUGGGGUCAUUAUUGCUCUUGCUCAAUUCCUAUGGACGUGUGUCCCAUUUAUCAUUAGUUGCGCUUGCUUUGCAGCCUUUUCAUGGUUGUAUAGUGUCCCAUUGACUCCUGAAAUUGUGUUCCCAGCAUUGAGUUUGUUUAGUUUGUUGAUGGAACCAAUGAUGCUCAUUCCUAAUUUAGUCGUAAGUGUAGUGGAAACCAAAGUCUCGUUAGGCAGAUUGACUGAUUUGCUCACAUUGGAAGAAAUCAGCCCAGAUCAGGACGGAAAAAUAAAGAAAGGGCUCCUCCCCAAGGGUGACUAUUCGGUGAAAAUAGAAAACGCUAACUUUGUAUGGGACCUUGAUGAGUCAGAUCAAUCAUAUAAAGAUGAAGAAGACGAGGUUGAGGGCCAGAGUUCAAAUAACGUAGCAUUGAAGGAUAUCAACUUUCUUGCAAAGAAGGGAAGAUUGACUUGCAUUGUUGGGAAAGUUGGUAGUGGAAAAACUACGUUGCUAAAUGCUAUCCUUGGAGACAUUCCAAUCAGGGGAUCUAACUACCAAGACGACGAGAACACGUCUCAGCCAAAGGUGGAAGUGUACGGAUCAAUUGCAUAUUGUUCACAAUCACCUUGGAUCUUGAAUGGUACAGUUAAAGAAAAUAUUUUGUUUGGGCACAAAUACGACUCCGAGUUUUACCGAAAGACAAUAGUUGCGUGUGAAUUAGUAUCUGACUUUAAGACAUUGCCUGAUGGUGAUAAGACCAAUGUGGGAGAGAAGGGUAUUUCAUUAAGUGGUGGCCAAAAAGCUCGUAUUUCUUUGGCAAGAGCUGUGUACGCAAGGGCAGACAUCUACCUCUUGGAUGAUGUGUUGUCGGCAGUUGAUGCUCAUGUAGGUAAAGCGUUGGUCAAACAAGUCCUUGCAAGUGAUGGAAUCAUUGGAAGCCGUACUAAGAUUUUAGCAACAAACUCCGUUUCUGUUUUACAUGAAGCUAAUGACAUAUAUCUUUUAUCUGGUGGAGCUGUGAUUGAGCACGGUAAUUAUGAUGAUGUGAUGGGUAGGAAUGGUGAUUUAGCAAACUUGAUCAAUGAAUUUGGUAGACAGACUUCAGAAAAUCUGAGACAGAGCACUCCUGACGCAGAGCAGAAAGGAAAAGAGUUGAAAGAACUUAAUGAUGCGGAGAUCGAACAUAAUUUACGCGAAACAAUUGAAGAGGAACUCGUCCAUGAUAAUUUACGUCGAGCAAGUGUUGCUUCCUUUGACCAUGUGUAUGCGGAGGACGAUAAUGACGAUGAUGAUGGUGAUCAGGGGAAUGUGGGUGGCUCAAUUCGCCCUAAAACUGAGAUACAAGAAGAGGAGAAGGAAAAGGGAGCAGUUCCACUCAGAAUAUUUGUUCGGUAUAUCAAAGAGUGUAAUGUUGGCUACUUUUCGGUAUUUUUAUUAUCAAGCGUCGGAGUCAUGCUACUCAAUGUUGUAGAAACAUACAUUUUGAAGGAGUGGUCGAAUAUAAACAAAGAGCAUAACUCUACUGUUCGGCCAGGAUUCUUUUUGGGAUUAUAUUUCAGUGUUGGUGCUUUGGGUGGUGCGUUAACUUACUUUGGUUUAUUCGUUUUCUGGUCGUUUUGUAUCAUCCGUGCCGCUGGGUAUUUUCAUGAUUCCAUGGCAAAAUCUAUUUUGCGUUCGCCAAUGUCCUUUUAUGACAUUACUCCAGUGGGAAGAAUAUUGAACCGGUUCACUCAGGAUGUUUCUAACUUGGAUAUGAUGUUGCCAUUCACGUUAAUAAGUUUUCUCCAAUUAAUUGUGAGAGCACUCAUUACAUUCACUGUUGUUAUUGCGUCAUUACCUCGCAUGAUUGUGGUUAUUCUAGUUUUGGGUGUGAUUUACAACUACUAUAGAGCAAGAUUCAUCCCCACCUCAAGAGAGUUGAAGCGUUUGCAAUCUGUCGUCAACUCUCCGGUGUUGUCGGUAAUUCAAGAAUCGCUCAAUGGGGUUGAGACCAUUACUGCUUUUCAUCAAAAGGAAAGGUUCAUCCACAAAUGUAAGAAGUUUAUUGAUGAACGUACAUUGGUUUCUAUUGUGAAUGUUGAUAUAAUGAGAUGGUUGUCAAUGAGGUUGCAAUCAAUUUCGGCUGCAACCUUAUUAGCCGCUUCUAUUUUGUCUGUGUAUUCGUUGACUGGAAGCAAUCCUUUGGCGCCAGCUAUGGUGGGUUUCGUAUUGACGUACGUUAUCGCCGUGCCAUCCAUUUUAACGAGUUUGAUCAAUUCGUGGAGCUCUGUUCAGGUAAGUGGCGUAGCUUUGGAGCGUAUCAUAGAGUAUUGCGACUUGCCUUCCGAAGCACCUUUGAUAAUUGAAAAUAAGAGACCAGAAAAUACUUGGCCAGCACAUGGUGUCGUCAAAUUCAGCAAUUACAGCACCAGGUAUAGAGAGAACUUGGAUCCAGUUUUGAAGAAUAUUGGAUUUAAAAUAGAGUCGCGACAGAAAGUUGGUGUUGUUGGAAGAACCGGUGCAGGAAAGUCGUCGUUGACGUUAGCCUUGUUCAGAAUCAUUGAAGCUGUUGGAGGUAAUAUCGAGAUUGAUGGAAUCAACAUUAGCGAAAUUGGGUUGUAUGAUCUUAGACACCAUUUGACAAUCAUACCGCAAGAUGCACAUACAUUUAGGGCAUCUGUCAGGGAGAAUUUGAAUCCAUUUGGAGAAUAUAACGAUGAAAGAUUAUGGAAGGUUUUGGAACUUGCACAUUUGAAAGAGCACGUUGAAAAGAUGGAGACGGAUCCAACUGAAGAAGAUAAAAGAAAAAGUAAAAAUUCGGAUGAGUUGCCAAAAAAACGUGGUUUGGACGCACAAUUAGACAGCGAAGGAUCAAAUUUGUCAGCUGGUCAAAAGCAACUCUUGUGUUUAGCCAGGGCUUUAUUGAAUGAGACUAGUAAGAUCUUGGUUUUGGAUGAAGCCACCGCUGCUGUCGAUUUCCAAACAGACAAGAUUAUACAAGAGACAAUCAGGGAACAAUUCAAAGACAAGACGAUUAUAACAAUCGCUCACAGAAUUGACACUAUUAUGGACAGUGACAAGAUCUUGGUGUUGGAUCAAGGACAGGUUGCUGAGUUUGAUACUCCACAAGCAUUAUUGAAAGAUGAGAACAGUAUUUUCUAUUCACUUUCAAAGCAAGGCGGUUAUAUUUGA